AUGCUAGAGCUACAGGAACUGAGCGGGUGCUCCAAAACUCAGGCAACUGGUGUGAUUGAGCUGCGCCCGUUCAAUAAUUAUGAUCACCUAUGUGUGACUCUGCGUAAGACCAAGGGUGUGGGAGAGAAGAUAGUUGACAGCUACUUGACGACCACUGAUGCCAUCCGCGCUGUCGAUCAGAUGCUCAAGACUGUGGAUCGUGUCCGCGAAGAUCUCGUCAAUAUUCUGAGCGUUUGGUGCGGUGAUGAGAAUGGAAAGCUAUUUCAAAAUUCGACCUCUAGUAACAGCAUGAAGAUCAGCGAGGAACGUGCUGGCAAGAAGGCGAUGAAAGGUUUUAUACGCAAACAACCGGUCAACAUGGCCCCUGGUUUCCAACUCAAGGGCUACCAACUUCUCGGAAUCAAUUGGCUAGCGCUUUUGUGGCGCAAAGGACUUUCAGGUAUUCUUGCUGACGAGAUGGGUCUUGGAAAGACGGCCCAGGUGAUUACGUUUUUGGCUCACUUAUUCGAAGAAGGCGAGGAAGGGCCCUUUUUGAUCAUUGUGCCAUCCUCGACGCUGUCUAACUGGAUGCGCGAGUUCGAAAAGUUUUGUCCAUCCCUUGAUGUCAGGAGCUACUACGGGACACAGGCUGAGCGCGAGGAGCUGCGAUAUGAACUUGAGGAGGACCGGACCUACAAUGUUCUUGUGACAACUUAUGCGAUGGCGACUGGCAACAACGAUGAGCGAAAGUUUUUGAGCCGACAGGGAUUCAGGGGGGUCAUCCUGGAUGAGGGCCACAUGCUCAAGAACUGUGCCAGUGCACGGUACAAGCAGCUGAUGUCGAUUAAGACCAACUUUCGCCUGCUUCUGACAGGAACGCCAUUGCAAAACAACCUUCAGGAGCUGCUCUCUUUGCUGAUCUUCAUCAUGCCGAAGCUGUUUGCAGAGCAUGAGGAAGUCUUGAGGACGAUGUUCAAGGUCAAGGUCGAUGCUUCGAGUGAAAAGAGCACGCUGCUCUCUCAGGAACGAAUUGUCCGCGCCCGGCAGAUGAUUGCACCAUUUGUCCUGCGGAGGAAAAAGAUACAUGUGCUCAAUGAUCUGCCACGCAAGGUCGAGCGCGUUAUCUAUUGCGACCUUCAUCCGGACCAGAGGGUGCUCUAUGACAGAAUCAUGUCGAGCUCUGCGCUGCAGGCGGUGCUGCGGGAUUCGACUGACGAUCUUAUUGACCCGGUGGAAUUGGACAGCAUGGACCCCAAAGCGAAGGCGAAGGCGCUUGCCGCAGCCAAGAAGGGUGCCUCAAAGAAGAUGACUGCGACUGCCAAGAAGACGGCAGGCGAGUUUGCAAAUAUCUUGAUGCAGCUUCGAAAGGCGUCCGAUCAUCCUAUGCUGUUCAGGGAGCUCUAUACGGAUGAUAAAAUCAAGGAGAUGGCCAAGGUGAUCACGAAGGAGGUCGAAUUCUGUGAUUCGAACAUUGAUUAUAUUGAGGAGGACAUGUCGGUCAUGACGGACUUUGAGCUCCAUAGGCUGUGCAAGCAGUACAAGAGCGUCAACCGGUUCGCAUUGCCUGGGGAUCAGUGGAUGCAUGCUGGCAAGGUUAAGGAGUUGGAACGCCUACUCCCAAAGCUGAUCAAGAAGGAUAAGUCCAGGAUUCUGAUCUUUUCUCAAUUCACGAUGGUUCUGGAUAUUUUGGAGGCGAUUCUGAAGACUAUGGAUAUUGUGUACCUGCGCAUGGAUGGAAGCACCAAGGUCGAAGAACGCCAGCCAUUGAUCGACACAUUCAACGACGAUUCGAGUUACAAGGUGUUUUUGCUGUCAACCAAGGCUGGAGGGUUCGGUAUCAACUUGACUGGCGCCAAUGUCGUGAUCAUGUACGACCUCGAUUACAAUCCGCACAACGACAAGCAGGCCGAGGACCGCGCACAUCGUGUGGGUCAGACAAGGGAGGUUCAGGUGAUCAAGCUGGUUUCCAAGAACACGAUAGAGGAUCAGAUCUAUCAGCUCGCCAACCUCAAGUUGAAGUUGGACCAACAUGUCAGUCAGGACGACACUGUCAACGACGCAAGCACCAAAUCAGAAUCAUCAUCAAGCUCUUCGACCCCAAGUGCUGGAAUCUUGAGUUUGAUCAAGAAGAAUUGGAAGGAGACCCACAAUGCAUACGUCGCGAACCAGCAGGACCAGCAGGACUCGGCUGCUGUAACAACAUCGAUCUCAACAUCAAAUACAACUGUGACCUCAAUGUCAGUUACAACUACAGCUACGCCAGCUAAGGAGAAUAUGAAGCUGGCGGCCACGGAUGGAUCGGAAAACAAGGCUAAGGCUGUCAAGAGGUCGGGUAUCUCGAGAAGCCCAUCUCUGUCAUCAGUCUCGUCUCUAUCCUCGAGUAACAGUCUGUAG
Messenger RNA from Gamsiella multidivaricata, 2373 nucleotides. RefSeq names its product SNF2 family N-terminal domain-containing protein. The record is from RefSeq and is a predicted model, not a curated record. The transcript has 5 exons. Lineage: Eukaryota; Fungi; Mortierellomycota; Mortierellomycetes; Mortierellales; Mortierellaceae. Gene Ontology annotation, cellular component: nucleus. Gene Ontology annotation, molecular function: ATP binding; chromatin binding; DNA binding. The coding region runs from base 1 to 2373 and encodes 790 amino acids.